This is a messenger RNA of Salvia splendens (bonfire salvia), 1986 nucleotides long. RefSeq lists its product as uncharacterized. The record is from RefSeq and is a predicted model, not a curated record. The transcript is spliced from 7 exons. The coding region runs from base 1 to 1986 and encodes 661 amino acids. NCBI's taxonomy places the organism in Eukaryota, Viridiplantae, Streptophyta, Magnoliopsida, Lamiales, Lamiaceae.
AUGGUGAGCAAGGAAAAGGAUAACCCAGUUCCACAGAAGGAAGUUGAAACAGGGGAAGCUAGAACAGAGGAUGAUAUCCAGAUCGGAGACUUGGGAAAACCAGUACCCCGAAUGGCUGAACCGUUUUUCCAAAACCUAGAAACUGAGCUGGAGAUUGAAGAAAAGAGGAAAGAGACUGAAGAGUCUUCCAAGGGAGAUUCUAGUAACACGAUCAGACAAGUGAAGCCUUUUCCCUACCGAGGGGAGGCCAAGAAGAAAAAGGAUGAUCCUGUAGACUUCAUGGAAAUCUUCGGCAAGCUGGAAAUCAACCUACCAUUUCUCCAGGCCUUGAACCUACCUAUUUUCAGCAAGUUCAUCAAGGAGUUUAUCGCCGGGAAGACCAAACCCAAUGGCAAGAUAGUGAUCGGAGAAAUUGUGUCGGUAGUGAUUCAGAAGCGGAGGAUGCCGUCAAAACGCAUUGAUCCAGAUUAUCAUGGAGACAAAUACAAGUUUAAUAUUGACGAGGCUAUGAAGAAACCGUUAGAUGUGGAAAACCUGCAUGCUGAACAGAUUGACAAUUCAGAGUUGAGCCAUUCUAUUGAUAGAGAAGUAGCAGGAUGGUGUGAGGCCAUGAAUACUCUGGAGUUGACAGAUGAGGAGCUAGCAGAGGCAAUUAUAGAAUUCUGGCAUGAAGGAUUAGUCACCAAGGAAAUGGAAAAGAACCCACUGCCCCAAGAGACAAACUCGCCAAAGAAGGAGUUGAAGACACUGCCACCUGGUCUAAAGUAUGCUUAUUUGGAGGAGAACGAGACAUUCCCUGUAAUCGUCAACAACCACUUGACACAGGAAAAUGAGCUACUGGAAGUGAUCAGAAGAAACAAGAAAGCUAUAGGGUGGACUCUAUCGGACUUGGUGGGAAUUAGUCCUGACCUCUGUAUGCAUCAUAUUCGCUUGGAAGAAAGAGCAAAGGCCUUCCGGGAUCCACAAAGGAAACUGAACCCAAACAUGAGGGAAGAGGUCUUGAAGGAAGUUCUGAAACUACUAUCCUUGGGAAUCAUUUACUCGAUCCCUGAUAGUGAGUGGGUAAGCCCAGUCCACAUGGUGCCGAAGAAGUCGGGGAUACAAGUGGUGAAGAAUGAAAAGAAUGAGCUUGUGCCGACAAGGCUGAUAUACGUAGAUCUGGAAGACCAAGAGAAGAUGACUUUCACGUGUCCCUUUGGGACGUAUGCGUACAGGAGGAUGCCCUUUGGCCUGUGUAAUGCACCGGGCACCUUUCAAAGGUGCAUGAUGAGCAUCUUCUCGGACCUGCUGGAAGAGUGUAUCGAAAUCUUUAUGGAUGAUUUUACAGUCUAUGAGAGUUCUUUCGAAACCUUCCUAGCUAACUUGGAUCUUGUACUACAGAGAUGUGGAGAGAAGAAUCUAGUGCUGAAUUUUGGGAAAUGUCACUUUAUGGUGUCGGAUGGAAUUGUUCUGGGCCAUGUCGUCUCGGAGAGAGGUAUUCAGGUGGACAAGGCGAAGAUGGACGUGAUUUCAAGGCUCUCUUAUCCUACAAAUCAGAAGGAAAAUGAAGUGGACUUCAACUUUGACGAGGCAUGUCAAGGGGCCUUUCAACUUUUGAAAGACAAGCUUGUAUCAGCCCCUAUAAUCAGAGCUCCAAACUGGAAUCACCCAUUCGAGGUGAUGUGCGACGCCAGUGAUUACGCCGUUGGAGCAGUGUUGGGUCAAAGAAUUGAUGGGAAGAGCUAUGUGAUUUUCUACGCCUCGAAGACGCUUAAUCAGGCCCAGAAGAAUUACGACACCACGGAGAAGGAGAUGUUAGCUGUUGUGUAUUCCUUUGAAAAGUUCCGACCAUAUUUACUUGGGUCGAAGGACAAGAAAGGGAUCGAGAACAAGGUAGCCGAUCAUCUAAGCAGAAUUUUUCAAGGAGCUAUAGAGGAAGCUAUACCGGAUGCAUUCCCAGAGGAGCAUCUAUAUUUUAUGGGGGAAUCCUCAAGAUAUAUUAGAUGA